UCUGUCGAAUCCAAGUCCCAUUAAGAUUUUAUUCCUUCUCUUUUUUGGGAAUGAAAACUCUAUCCCGAUAAAAAACAACUCUCGACCCUCUGAUUUCCAAUAUUUCCAAUUACAAUUCCCAGUUUUUUGACAGAACCCUUGCUUGCCCUUCUUCUAUCAUCGACAACUCAUUGAUGUACUUUAUGAAUUAAACUUUUUAUUUUUAUUUAUUUAUUUUUGUGAAUACCCUUGACAAAAUUUCUGGGUCUGCCACUGGUUAGGAAUGUAUGUCGACAUGUGGUGCAAGACAUAAAUGUAACAUAAUAUGGCUGGGGCACGUGAAUCAUAUAUAAUGAAAUUAAAUCAUGCACCAUUAAUGCACAUCUCCCAUACAAAUGGAAACCAUUAAUGCAUUCAAUGCAAAUGCAUGGCUAGCUAUAUCUACGUACGUAAGUUUGUUCAACAUGCACUUGUUCUUGAAUAAGAUUAUCCAACUUCAUUCGGACCGAACUAUGGAGUUGCAAUUACAUAAGAAAUUAUAUGAUGAAAUCACGAAAUUUAAGUUAGGAUAGAUGAUAGUAAAAUUAGGAAGACGUUUAAUCCUUAUGUUAAAUGAAAUCAAUGCUAGAUCAGUAGCGGUAAUCUCUGCUAUUAUGUAUACUUUACGGAGCAGGAAAGCGGAGAAAAAACAAGCGUGGGUCGCCGGUGUGUGGGCUGUUAAUGGGCUGGGCUUGGUUUAUAUAUUCCUUCUGUUUCCUCGGAAAGAAAAGAAGCCCCACCCCAGUUCCAAGGAGGGAAAGAAGAAGAAGCUGCUCGCACGCCGGCCGUUGACAAUCUCAAAACAACGGCCGAGCAAAAGGAUUUUGUGAAGUUAGGGAUGAUUUGGAGGUUGAUAUUCUCCAAAUUGAAACAUUUAAUUACUUUGUGUAAUGAUUAAAUUUCAUAAUUUGUACAGUACCUUAUUUUGGAGGUUUAUAUUGUGUUUUUGGUCAAAUGGAAAGUUGAGUAGACAAUAAUUAGUAGAGAUUGAUGAUCACUCAUUUUGAGUGAUUGUAGAUUUGUAGGUAGGCUCGUAAAAAAAAGACAAUACAUGUAUUAUAUAUAAAAUAUUUACCGAAAAAUAAUUUAAUCUUAACAUUACAUGAUUGAAAUCCCGACCUUCAAACCACUCUUAGUUUUCCUUCCAAUUCUUCCCGAGUGAAAUCUACCAGCAUCGAAAGAAAAAAGAAAGCUGGAACAUUUGUCAAGAAAGGUAGGGAACAAGGACCCCGCCACUUAAUAAUGUAACCUUUUUUUUCCCCCCUAUGAUUCAAGAUACCUCGGAUCGAUCAUGGUACAAAGAAUUAUGGAAAAGGAGAAAAGGCAUUGGACCACUUGCAAUAUUUUUUUUUUUUGUAUGAAUCCAUGAUAGUUAUUAUCGAUACGUAUGUAACAUUAUAUGGUUGUCACGUGACACAUACUUUUAUAAUGCAUCCAUGCAUAUCCUGCCAAAAUGGGAAAAUGUCCCAUGCAAAAUUGCCAUGCAUGGCUUGCUCUGUGUUUACGUUUACAUAACCCAUAUAGUGUUCUUUAUUCAUUCAUUAAUAAUAAUAAAACCUGUAUGGCAUUAUUUUAUAAUGAAGGUACGUUCAAUGUGGGUUCGUGCCUUCUUUCAGCUAUGCAACUCUUUUGUAUUUUUCCAUUUCGGUAUAUCGAGUGAGCUUUAUUUACAACAAAAAAAAAGAAGAAAAAAUGUCAAAAGUUUAUCUUACUAAUUAACUAUUUUUAUAAUGUUAUUAAAAAAUACAUGCGUAAUUAUCCAUAAAAUAUAUAUAGUUCUGGGUCACUGUAAAACAAAGUUCUAGGUGAUUUAUUUUGCUACUUUCAAUGACAUAACUGAAUGGGCUAGGAUGAAGACAAUACUCGUAGGGUUUUAGCUUACAUUACUUGUAAUGUUGACUUCAUUACUUCAACCAGCAAAACUAAGAAACACACAUUGAAGGUGGAGUGGUGGACACACCCAGUGAUGGAGUCAGAAAAUUGAACAAUGAGCUAAAUUUCUAAUGUGAAGGACUCGAACCGUGAUCAUUGCUGAGGGAGGCUAGUGCCUUACAACCUAGUCUACUUUUAUAAUUAGCUAACAAAUUUUACAUGUAAAUUUACCUACAUUUGAAAAUUGAGGGAGGCUGGUGCCUUACCAACUAGUCUACUUUUGUAAUUAGCUACAAAUUUUACAUGUAAAUGUACCUACAUUUGAAAGUUGCGGGCGGCCUGUUGUCUCCCCUAAACUUAACGUGGCUCGUUCACUUGACACGCCUAUUAUAAACUUUCUAGGGGAUAUUUCAUCACCCGAAGUCAAAGUUUUCAAGCGAGGUACAAAACAUGUGUCUUACUACCUCUGGUACGAAUCAUACCACUCAUGGUAUUCCCGUAUAAGAGGGGUAUAAUUCGUAUCAAGUGGUAAGAUACUGAAUUUUGUAUAUUUUGUAGUUCUAAAUUAGUUAAAUUCAUGGUCCAUGAAACUGUACCGUACCAGCGGUUCAACGACGAAAUACCAGUAUUGGAGACUAAAUCGGUAGUCGGUAUUUAACGAUUUAGCGGUUGAACGGCGAUUAAACCACGAUUUUACCAUAAAAUACCCUACCGCUGACUUUCUCGGUACGGUUUCAUGGACCAUAGUUAAAUUGCAUUUGUAACGCCAAUUACUAUUAAAAAUUGAAAUAAAUAUUAAACUACUCAUACACCCAGUGGCGGAGCCACUUGGAGAGGAGGGGGGUGCUUGGAGAAAAAAUUUCCGAGUAGGGGUAUCUACAAAUUCUAACCAGUGACCAUUCAGUUGCAGGAAGAAUUUCUUAUCAUUUUGAUCGAGUGAGUUUUGUUAUGCAAUGCACUUUCGUCUUUAUUUAUAGUAAUAAAUUGUUGUCUUUUGUUUAAACUCGCUCAUUUUUUUUUUGUAGCUCUACAACAGAGAAAUUUCUUGUCUUUUGUUUAAACAAAGUUGAAAAUGAAGAAGUACGAUUUUUUUUUUUUUUUUACAACAACAUUAGUCCAUUAAUAUAACAAACCAAUGGAAGGUAACAGAUAAAGGGCAAGCCCAAUAAAGGUUCAACAAAGAAAAAAUAAUAGAGUUACAGCCCAACACAAAAAGCCCAAGGGCCACAAACCAACCCAGCAGAGGACAGAAACCCUAAAAUUUUCCUUCAUCCCACCGCACAUACAUCGCGCCGCUGCCGAGAAAAGGGGAAGAUGGCAUCUCCUCCGGCACCAGAUCCAAACAGCUGAUCGAAAAAAAACGAGCAAACCUUGCUGAAUCUUGGAAGGGGAGACGUCAAGAGCGAACAUCAAGAAGAAUGAAGCCCCCACAAGGACACAAACCACUCGAGGAAGGAAGAACACAAACUCGAGCAGGAGGAUCCAAGCAGCAAACCCAGAACACGAAAUCAGCCUCCAAAGUACGAACGAUAACCCUGCUCUCAGAAAACAAGGAAGAGAGUUCAAAGUCACAGAAUGGACCAAAGCUCCACCGAAUCACCACACCAUUCGGGCAAAGCAAGGAGGAGGAAGCUCAUAAUCCUUGAAGAAAGAAAGCAAACUAAAGAGAAAACUCCUUAGCUCAUUCUGAAACCACACCCAAAUCACAGAUCUGUAAACAAUUCCAAGGUACGAAUUGAAGUUCACUUGUUUGUUUCACAAAAUCAAUUCCAAGGUACUUCUGAGUUCUAAUUUGUAAUAUUUGAUGAAUGGAAGUCUUGAUUUGUAUGUACAGAACUUAUUUGUUUGACGUUGUAACCGGUGUACGUGAAACUAUUUUAAUGUAAUUGUAUGAAUUUAGAGUAUUGCGGUUGUUGACUUUUUGUUUAAUUUAUAGUUGACUUUUCUAUUGUACAGCUAAGUUUUUAUGAUAUGAUAAAGACACUCCCUUGGCCAAUUUUCUGGCUCCGCCACUGCAAACACCCAACCCUUAAUUACCAUUAUUAUUGUUUAAUCCCAUCAAACUCGCUCUCUUUCCCAAUAUUUUUGGGGGUGGACCAAAUUCCAGAACAAACGAGCCGCACUCCCAAAGUUCUUCUCUUUCCCCCUUUCUCCUCGAUCCCUCGCUCCUUUACUCUCUCAUCUGAGUUACAUGGAUGAAACCCUAAUCUGAACACUCCUUCAUUUCAUAAACCCAUCUCCGAUUCCUUUGUGUCUCUUCGAUGUCGUGAUAACUUGAUCCUGUUUUAGAUGCAAGAGAAUACUCUGUAGCCGCCGACUCCGAGAAUCGGGCUUUGAUCAGAAAUUCGCCGCCGCCAGUGACAGGGGACGCGAUUGUGGACCGAGCCGCCGGGGAAUUUGACGAUCGGCGGGCGGUUGUGGGCGCCUCUCAGCUAUGUCCAUUUUGUAGAUGUUUGGUGCGAAAUUCUACAGUGCCUAUCAGGUGUUUGCGAAGUUCCCUGUGAGUGAAAUUUCUUGUUUGUCUAUGCUGUGUGUACUGCUUGUGCAUUUUGGUUUAGCUCAAGAAUGGUCCAAUUGAUGAAGGCCUUCUAAUUAGCUUCUGUUAGGAUAUAGAAACCAAUGUCUGGCUUGGUCUCGUUAUAAUUGUCACCCCAUUCGAAUAUCCAAACACAAAAGCUUCCUAGGUGCUCUUUUGUUCUGUUCCAUGCUGAAGAAGAUUCUGUAAUGGAUUGCUGCAAUAUAGGGUGGGGAGAAAUGAUAUCUUAGAUUACUGCUGUUAAUAUAAUGGGGGAAAAGAACAAAAUUUGCUGCAAUGUGUUUUUUAUGAGAGAAGAACAAAAUCCCAAUAAGAUAUGGACAAGGAGAAAAGCUUUGGAAACUCUAUGAGUCCUUAUUGACAACUUCUCUUCGUUAUCAAAGUCCUUAUUGAAAAUGCUUAUGUACAUUCCCAAUGUGGUUUGGCGUUUGGGAUGGCUAGCAUCCAAUAAGAAUGAAAAUUUUGUAUCAUGGAUGUCCAUGAUUCUGGGUUGAUACCAAGGCAUGACAUAAGCAUUUUCAAUUCUUUUGUUUGCUUUUUACUUAUAGUUUCCUGUAUGGUGUUGAGAACUUGUGAAGCUGGCUAGCUAUCUCUAGCUAUGUCUGAAUAUGAAAGCCGAAGUUAGUUUUCAAGUUUCCUGUUAGAACCAAAUGCCUGCCCUUUUUCUUCUAGGACUUGAUGCUUAGGGUUUUGGUUGCCAAAAUACGACAUGCAUUAAAUUCUUGUAUUGGUUGGUCAGUAGAAUUACUUUUCACAUAAAUCUUCCACCAUUAAUUGCAAGUACGUGCAUGAUCAUAUUGGUAUUAUUUUGUUGGAGUGUACUCAGCUAUCACCAACACUCAUCCGGACAAUUUACAGUAUCAUAAUUAAAUAUUUUAUUGACUGAGAUAUGAGAACUAGGGAUGCUGAUUUUUCUUAAUGAAGGCAAACGCCCAUUUUGUAUUGCCAGGGGGUGGAUCUGACCUCAGUUGCAUCUAUGUCCUCAGAACUUUCAGUUUCUUUGUUUGAGGUCUGCAGGAGUUUAUAGCACAAGAUUGCAAAAUGUACACAUGCACUCAAAGGGAGAGCUAUUUAAUGAAGGUCCAAUCUCAUAUUUCUCUAUGAAGUUCAACUUCUUUGCAAGCUUUGCAAGAGCUUCAUAUGGCAUUGCAUGGCAUAAGGCUUAAAGCCAAAUGACACCAAUUGCUUUUCUUUUGGACAGGUAAAACUAGCAUGUUCCAUGUCCGAAAGGUUGUUUUUCCAUGGUGAAAGUUAAAGAAGAGGUGAGUUCCCUAUGAUUUCUCCGUGAAUUAUUAUCUAGUUGCUACCAUUUUGUCAUUUACUUUACUUGAUUCGCCUUUGUCCAUGCAUCAUAUAUAUGAUGAUGAACAAAUUCCCUGCAAAUGUUAGCCAUCUGGUGUUGCAGCUACUAGAUCACCCCUUUUUUGUCCCUUUCCUUUGGUUUACUUCGAGACUUUUGCCCGCCAUUUUUUCUUACCUUCUCCAAACUUAGAACCCAGGAAGCUGCUAUAAACAAGUCAAAUGAAACUGCAGUUACAAGUUUGAGCUUUGACAGUAACAGUGGAUUUCUUUUCUGGAGAAAUUUUUUUAAGCCAAGCAUUCACUUUUUUCUCCUUCCUCUCUCUCUCUCCAUUGUCACCAGCAACUGUUUGAGUCUAAGGUCAUUAGAUAACUUCUCGCCCUAAUCUUCUGUGUCUUGCGUCAAAGUCACAGUAAAGGUGGUAUAUAUUACUUCCUGAAAAUAACGGCAUAAGCAGUUUUUUUUGUAGUGAUCCGAAAUUCUGAUGUUAAGUGAAGCUCACUGCAAUUCUAUAUCUACUCAAGAUUAACUGAACAUGCUUUUGAAACGACGGUCCUUGGCAUCAGAGAUCCCCCAGUGACAUUGAAUCAGAAUCAACGACAUUACUUACUUGCUCAAUCGGUAAGUUGAUGAAAAAUAAAACAAUGACAAUACUGUGUUCCAGAUUCCCGGAUUCCCUGUACCCAACUGAUUUUGCUGUUCUUGGCUGCAGUUUGCAGUCCUUCCAAGAUGUGGGCUCUUACAAAGACUCUAUUCUGAUACUCCUGAAUCCUGAUGAUAGAACUCGAGCCGAGCUCUACCUAGGGAAUAGGGAUUAGGAUCAACUAGGGAUUGAUCCUGGGAUUUGGGAAAUGGAAAGAGUGGAUUUGGGGUUGGUGAAGAGAAGCGGAGGGAAAGGAGGUCGCAGCCGUGACAACUGAGGAGAAGAGGAGGGAGGAGGGCUCGGCGGCCAAAGGGAGAGAGAGGAAGAUUAACAAUAGGUUUAGGUUUAAUCUUGCUUAGUUGUCUAAUUCCACUUACAAGUGAUUAAUAUAAUAAUUGGGUAAUUCCCUAUCGCUACCCGACAUAUAAUUUAUUUCCCAAUUCCCGAAAUAGUCCCAAUAAUCUGAAAUAACAAUAAUCCGAUAAUUAAUAAAAAUACUAGAUACUAGUUUCUAUUAUCUCCGCUUUCUUCGGAAAACAACCUUGUCCCCAAGGUUGUCCUCUAGCUCACUAGGUCUCCUCCUCGCCAUCUCCGGCGUCCUCAUAACUGCGUCCUCCGACUCACAAGGUCGAUUAAGUUGGCAUACUUAAGUUCACAAUGCACUUUUGUAUAAUGGUAACUAGGAUGUUGGAGCCUGGCAUAUGUGUUGUGACCAUUUAAUCACUUUUCCGGGUUGAGGAUGCCAUAAAUAAGCUUAAAGCAGUGUUUCUCUUUUUUCCUUCCUGUUAAUAUUUUUUUAAAAUAAAUUUUCAUGUGAACUUCAUGUUCAAAUUUUUUCGCUCAGAAAGAUGUUUUGAUGGUAAUAUAUAAAAGUAUUAGCCAUUUCUAUAUUUUCCAAAUUACAUUGUGUUCUUCGAAAAAUAUUCAUAGUCAUUUUGCAGUUAAUGUUUCGUCAUUACAAAUUAACGAUUAAUGAAUGGUAUUUCAUUAUAAACGAGAUAAUUUACAUAAGAAAUAAACGUACAAAGGAAUAUGACUUGCAUGACAAAUCAUGCCAAUUUACAUUAUAAACCACAAUCUUUUUUCGUUGUAAAUUAUGACUACUUACCGUACAAAUAAAUAAGACUUACACUACAGAUUGAAAUUACUUUAAUUAGGAUUACUUACAUUACAAAUUGUGACUAGUUAUUAUACAAACUCAUACGACUGACUAACGUUACAAAUCAUACUAUUUUCUCAUUAGAAUUUAAUUUAAUGUGCAAUAUAAAAUGGAAAAACUUUC
This is a messenger RNA of Linum trigynum, 7651 nucleotides long. The record is from the annotation of a GenBank genome assembly. NCBI's taxonomy places the organism in Eukaryota, Viridiplantae, Streptophyta, Magnoliopsida, Malpighiales, Linaceae.